GUGCCUGGAACUCGUUCAUCCCGCUCGACUCAGCACUGUGUGAUCGCUUCUUCUGUCACUCAGUGCCCAGGGGGCGGGACCUGGAGCCCUAUCCAAUCAGAGCUAUGGGGCGGGGUCGUGAGAACUGUCAAUCAGGCGCACGGCUGGCAGUAGGGUGCCAGGUUCAAAGAGCCUGCGGCGUCUUCACGCCCCUGCGCUCAGCUCUAGACUCAGUCGCUGAGAGACGCCCUGGAACGUCUGUGGCAGCCUCUGUCACAGUGGGACCCGCACUGGCAGCGGGAGGCAGAGGGAGGACCCUGGAACAUCCCGGAAGCCGGGAAAUGGACGCAGUGGCCUUUGAGGAUGUGGCUGUGAACUUCACCCAGGAGGAAUGGGCUUUGCUGGGUCCAUCACAGAAGAAUUUAUACAGAUAUGUGAUGCAAGAAACCAUCAGGAACCUGGACUGUAUAAGAAUGAUAUGGGAAGAACAGAAUACUGAAGAUCAGUACAAAAAUCCUAGGAGAAAUCUAAGAUGUCAUAUUGUAGAGAGAUUCAGUGAAAGUAAAGACAGUAGUCAGUGUGGAGAAACAUUUAGCCUCAUUCGAGAUAGUAUUGUGAACAACAGCAUUUGUCCUGGAGAAGAUCCAUGUCAAAGCGCUGAGUGUGAAGAAGUCAUAAUGGGUCAUUUAUCCCUUAAUAGCCACAUCAGAGUUGAUUCUGGACACAAACCACAUGAGUAUCAGGAAUAUGGAGAGAAGCCACAUACACAUAAACAACGUGGGAAAGCCUUCAGUUACCAUCACUCCUUUCAGUCGUGUGGAAGGCCUCACACUGGAAAGAAACGCUAUGAGUGUAAGGAAUGUGGAAAAACCUUCAGUUCUCGUAGAAACCUUCGAAGACACAUGGUAGUGCAAGGUGGAAAUAGACCUUAUAAAUGUAAGUUGUGUGGGAAAGCCUUUUUUUGGCCCAGUUUAUUACGUAUGCAUGAAAGAACUCACACUGGAGAGAAACCGUAUGAAUGUAAGCAGUGUUCUAAAGCCUUUCCUUUUUACAGUUCCUAUCGAAGACAUGAGAGAAUGCACACUGGGGAGAAACCGUAUGAAUGUAAGCAGUGUUCUAAAGCCUUGCCUGAUUCCAGUUCCUAUAUAAGACAUGAAAGAACUCACACUGGAGAGAAACCAUAUACAUGUAAACAGUGUGGGAAAGCCUUCAGUGUUUCCAGUUCCCUUCGAAGACAUGAAACCACUCACAGUGCAGAGAAACCCUAUGAGUGUAAGCAAUGCGGGAAAACAUUUCAUCAUCUUGGAAGCUUUCAGAUACACAUGAAAAGGCACACUGGAGAUCGACCUCAUAAAUGUAAGAUAUGUGGGAAAGGCUUUGAUCGUCCCAGUUUAGUUCGAUAUCAUGAACGAAUUCACACUGGAGAGAAACCCUAUGAAUGCAAGCAGUGUGGGAAAACGUUAUCUCAUAGCUCAAGCUUUCGAAGACACAUGAUAAUGCACACUGGAGGUGGACCUCAUAAAUGCAAGAUAUGUGGGAAAGCUUUUGUUUAUCCUAGUGUAUGUCAAAGACACGAAAAGUCUCACAGUGGAGAGAAACCCUAUGAAUGCAAGCAGUGUGGGAAAGCGUUAUCUCAUAGCUCAAGCUUUCGAAGACAUAUGGUAAUGCAUACGGGAGAUGGGCCGAAUAAAUGCAAGGUAUGUGGGAAAGCCUUUGUUUAUCCUAGUGUAUGUCAAAGACAUGAAAAGACUCACUGGAGAGAAACAAUAUGAAUGUAAACUAUUAUAAAGCCUUCUAUAUUUCCAGUUCCCUUUGAUAUCAUGAAUAAACUUACACUGGACAGAAACCCUAUAAAUGUAAA
Pan troglodytes (chimpanzee) is the source of this 1840-nucleotide messenger RNA. RefSeq names its product zinc finger protein 563 (gene ZNF563). Bases 105 to 1751 code for a protein of 548 amino acids. Lineage: Eukaryota; Metazoa; Chordata; Mammalia; Primates; Hominidae. Gene Ontology annotation, biological process: regulation of transcription by RNA polymerase II. Gene Ontology annotation, molecular function: DNA-binding transcription factor activity, RNA polymerase II-specific; RNA polymerase II cis-regulatory region sequence-specific DNA binding. Gene Ontology annotation, cellular component: nucleus. The transcript is spliced from 4 exons. The record is from RefSeq and is a predicted model, not a curated record.